AUGGUCCGCCCUGAUAGGAAGGACUGGAGUUCAAGAUUGGAAGAUACUUUAUGGGCAUACAGGACCGCUUACAAGACACCUAUAGGGAUGUCUCCCUAUAGGUUGAUAUUUGGUAAGCCUUGUCAUCUUCCCGUGGAGUUCGAGCAUAAAGCAUUUUGGGCGGUUAAGCAAUGCAAUAUGGAUAUUGAGGAGGGCGAAAUUCAAAGGAAGUUACAGUUACAGGAGUUGGAGGAGAUUCGCAAUGAAGCCUAUGAGAAUGCGGUAAUUUAUAAGGAGAAAAAUAAGAUUUUUCAUGACCAACAGAUCUCUAGGAAGACGUUUGAAUGUGGGCAAAAAGUUCUACUGUACCACUCGAAGUUGAAGUUAUUUCCAGUGGAGAUCCAGAGUCUAAGGACGGAGAAAAAAUUUGUGGUGAAUGGUCAUCGUCUCAAGCCAUAUUAUGAUGGGGCUCCAGUUGAGCGGGUGGAGACGAUGCAUUUGGAGAACCCAAUUUGUUUGGGUUAA
Molecule: messenger RNA, 504 nt
Organism: Coffea arabica (coffee)
Lineage: Eukaryota; Viridiplantae; Streptophyta; Magnoliopsida; Gentianales; Rubiaceae
Molecular function (GO): nucleic acid binding
Source: RefSeq, a predicted model, not a curated record